CGGAACAAAUGAAAACAUUACGCACAGUGCAGACGUGACAGUUAUUUUUACAGAAAGUAUAUAUAACUCAGUUGUACAUGUCUACAAACUAAGUUCACAAGUCUCUGCCGCAGUGGUGUGAUAGCUCCUUAAAGCUAAAACUAAGCAAUCAGAAUUAUGUUUGCCUACGCUUUGUUGGUCUGCCUGCCAAUGUUGGCCUUUAGCCAACCAGAUCUUUUGGCCACUCAAGAGUUCGAUAGAUUUGAUGUUGAUCUUGAUGGUAACAUUGAGCCCAGGGAAGUCCAACAAUACUUCAGACGCUAUGACACUAACGGAGACAAUGAAAUCUCUAGACAAGAGUACAGAGUGGAAGUAGAAUCACACCACAUCCACAACCAAGAAGUACAACGCGUCCUUCUGCGUUUCUUUGACGAGAUUGACUUCAACAACGACGGAAUCCUUGACCAAUCAGAUUUCAAUAAAUUCUUCGCCAACGCAGACGCCAACCAGAACAACCUUGUGAACGAGAACGAGUUUACAACCUACUUCCACCAGUUGACCGGAGGCCCAGUGGUCGGCCCAGCUGUUGGUUAAAUCUCUUUCAGGUUUUCACAUUGAUCACGACUUUGAUAUCAUUCAGUAAAUUUUAUGUAAACAAUACGAUUAAACAUUUAUUUUAACAAUCAUAA
Molecule: messenger RNA, 668 nt
Organism: Biomphalaria glabrata
Lineage: Eukaryota; Metazoa; Mollusca; Gastropoda; Planorbidae
Exons: 4
Coding region: 157-573 (138 amino acids)
Molecular function (GO): calcium ion binding
Source: RefSeq, a predicted model, not a curated record